Molecule: messenger RNA, 9521 nt
Organism: Chanos chanos (milkfish)
Lineage: Eukaryota; Metazoa; Chordata; Actinopteri; Gonorynchiformes; Chanidae
Gene: chd7
Product: chromodomain helicase DNA binding protein 7
Exons: 37
Coding region: 42-9521 (3159 amino acids)
Molecular function (GO): protein binding; ATP binding
Source: RefSeq, a predicted model, not a curated record
CUGCUUCUGAAGCUCGGCUGUGCAGAAGGAGCAUUGCAGCCAUGGCUGACCCUGGCAUGAUGAGCCUUUUUGGGGAUGAUGGGAAUCUGUUCUCUGAUGGGCUAGAAGGCCUGGGGGACUGUGGCUACCCCCAGGGCCAGGCAAAUCCCAUGAGCCAACAGAUGCCACACGAGCACCAAGGCUACGGGCAGCUCUCCUCUUCUCUCCACCUCUCCUCACAAGCCGUCCCCGGACAGCCCAAGCUUGGCCACCAUUUCGACCACUUCGGUCAGUACGAGCAGCCCAAAAUGCACCCUAUGGACCAGCAGGGCGGCGGAAUGCUUGGGAACGGGCCGGUGAAUGGCAUGUCUUCUCCUCACUCGCGGUACCACAACGCUCCACCCAGUCACAGCGGAGGAGCCGGACCAGGUGGAGGCCACCAUGUCUACUCUGGCACACAAGGAGACGGACGCAAUCAAUCAUUCCCUGAUGGUGGAGGUGCUUGGGGACCUCAGGUGGUCCAGGUGCCCGAGCAGGGCCGACCGCCUUUCCAGCAGCAAGCACCACAGCCUGCCUCUCACCAGCAUGGCCCAGCAGGACCCCAGGGACAUGCACACCAAAUGGGCUACAUGAGCCGGGGCGAAUACGCCAUGCCCGGUCACAACCAGACCCAGACUCCUCCAAGGAUGAACCACUUCCCUCAAGGCCUUCCUCAGGAGGCUAACCAUUUCAUGGGUCACGUGGGUCUCCCACAGAACCCCAAUAUGGCUGGUCCCCCCAUGCGCCACCCUACACAGCCACCUCAGCAGCAUCAGCAGCCCCCCCAGCAGUUUCUCCAUAGGCCUGGCCAGGGGCCUGUGCACCCAGACUCUGUGGGCAGCCACAACUCCCAGUUUCCACCUAGCCCCUCACGACCACAGCAACAAGUCAUAGCUGGAAGACCCCAUCAAAACAUGGGAUUUAACAUGCACAACCAACAAGUCCCUCCCAACACUGUAAACAGCUCAGGGCAGUACCCUCCCUAUCCUCCGUACGGCAACCUUAAUCAGGGAUUAGCCAAUACUUCAGGGAUGAGCCCCAGCAUGAGCCUUACCACCAGCAGCAGCAGCAGCAACCCCAAUGCUCCUGUUACCCAGGUGCAGCGCUACCCUGCCCCAGGAGGCCCACAUCACUACCCUGCACCGGGGGCCCAACAGGGACCGAUGCACCAGCAGCCCAUUCAUGUGAACCAAAUCAACGCCCAGCCUAUGCACCCUGCCCAGAACCAGGCCGUACCCCAGCAGAAGCUGCAGCAGCAACACCUGCAGCCUCCGCCUCAGGGAUCUUACGGCUCACCCCCCUCCAUGUCACCCAUGAGGAACCUGGGGACCCCUACCGGCACCCCUCCGCCCCAGCAGGGUCGCCCUCCCAGUGCUGGGCAGGGUUCAGACAUGGGUGGCUAUGCUGGUGUGCCUCUCCAAACCCAGGGCUCAAUGGCACAUCCACAGAGAGGCCCUAUGAAUACAACACAACAGCAUCCUCACCCUCAACAACUCCCACAUCCAUCACAUCCACAGCAGCACCCCCAUCCUCCACCCACGCAGAUGUACGCGGCCUUGUCGCCCAACCAGAGGCCACCGGUUGCUCAGGGAAGGCCUGCGACGGGACCUGGCACAAACCACACGGAGUCACAGGAACAGAGGGUUCCCCCUCAGCAGCCUCAGCGAUCGGGGCAGCAGCUGCAGUCACCACCAAUGCCUUUCCAGCAGCAGCUGCAGCAGGUGCGCACCCCUCCUUCCCUCCCCUCCACCCAGGUGCACCUGGCCACGCACCACCAGGGCUCUCCCCCAUCACAGCAGCCGUGGGCUCCACCUCACCAGUCACCUCCACCCAGCCAGAAAGUGCCUCACAUGCAGCAUUCCCCAUCAGAUUCUUCAGCUGAGAUGACAGCAGCUAGUAAGACACCUGCCUCAGGCCCAAACCCCCAGCCAGCCAACUGUGACACGCAGCAGACGGAUAGCAACCAAAAGCCAAAAAAGAAGAAGAAAAAGAAAGCCAAGGUGAAUGAGGAAGGGGAGGGAGAGAAGAAGCCGGAGGGAGGAGAGAGCCUGGACAACGGUGCAGAUGCCACAAUGAGUGGCACAGUCCAGUCUCCCGUGGAGAAGAAGAGCAAGAAGAAACCAAAGGAGAAGGAGCCCAAGGAACCGAAAGAGCCCAAGACUCCCAAAACACCGAAAACACCCAAGACACCCAAAGAACCUAAGGAGAAGAAGGCCAAGACCACCACCCCAAAGCCCAAAAGCUCCAAGAAGCCCAGCACCAAGAAGUCUGACUCUGAGACUGGCGGCAGUACUAAGAAGGAGGCUAAACGCAAGCGGGAAUCCUCCAUCUCCUCAGACGUGGAGAAGACACCACCACCCUCACCAGAGGAAGACGAUGAUGAUGGCAUACAGAAGAGGCGCUCCAGCCGACAGGUCAAAAGGAAGCGCUACACCGAAGAUCUGGAGUUCAGGAUUUCUGACGACGAGGAUGACGGUGAUGAUUCUCCCGGGCCUAAAUCCCCAUCCAACACCUCUGAGCAGCAGGAGGUCCCUGAAACGGAGGGCCCUGUUGUGGAGAAGAUCAUGGGGAUGCGCAGGUCGAAGAAGGAGUUGGAAUCUGGGGAAGAAGUGGAAGUUGAAGAAUUUUAUGUCAAGUUCAAGGGCUUCUCUUACCUGCACUGUCGCUGGGCAGAUAUCGAGGAGCUUGAAAAGGACAAGAGAAUCCACCAAAAGGUCAAGAGGUUUAAAGCCAAGCAGGCAGUCAAUAACUUCCUCAGCGAGAUGGACGACGAGCCUUUCAAUCCAGACUACGUGGAGGUGGACAGGGUUCUGGACGUGUCUGAGAGCACAGACGAAAACGGAGAGCCUGUGACUCUGUAUCUGGUGAAAUGGUGCUCCCUGCCUUAUGAAGACAGCACAUGGGAGCUGAAGGCAGACAUCGACCAAGGGAAGAUCGAGGAGUUUGAACGAGUCAUGGCACGGGAGCCAGAGCUGAAGCGCGUGGAGCGACCUCCUGCUAGCGACUGGCAGAAAUCCGAGAGUUCCAGGGAAUAUAAAAACAGUAACGCGCUCAGGGAAUACCAGCUGGAGGGAGUCAACUGGCUGCUCUUCAACUGGUACAAUACACGAAACUGCAUACUAGCAGAUGAAAUGGGGCUGGGCAAAACCAUCCAGUCCAUCACAUUCCUGUAUGAAAUUUACCUGAAGGGAAUUCACGGUCCUUUCCUGGUCAUCGCUCCGCUCUCCACCAUUCCUAACUGGGAAAGGGAAUUCCGGACAUGGACCGAGCUCAACGUGGUGGUGUAUCACGGAAGCCAAGCCAGCCGAAGGACCAUUCAGGCCUACGAGAUGUACUACAAAGACACGCAGGGCCGAGUAAUAAAGGGAGCCUACAAAUUCCAUGCCAUCAUCACCACGUUUGAGAUGAUCCUGACUGACUGCCCAGAGCUGCGCAGUGUACCCUGGCGCUGUGUGAUCAUUGACGAGGCCCACCGGCUCAAAAACAGAAACUGCAAACUGCUGGAGGGGCUGAAGAUGAUGGACAUGGAACACAAGGUCCUGCUGACAGGGACACCCCUGCAAAACACUGUGGAGGAGCUCUUUAGUCUUCUGAACUUCCUGGAGCCAGACAGGUUCCCCUCGGAGUCCACCUUCAUGCAGGAGUUUGGGGACCUAAAAACUGAAGAACAGGUGCAGAAGCUUCAGGGUAUCCUAAAGCCAAUGAUGCUCCGUAGACUGAAAGAGGAUGUGGAGAAGAACCUGGCGCCCAAGGAGGAGACCAUCAUUGAGGUGGAGCUCACCAACGUGCAGAAGAAAUACUACCGCGCCAUCCUGGAGAAGAAUUUUGCCUUCCUCUCCAAGAGCGGAGGUGGUGGCGGAGGAGGCGGAGCCAGUGUCCCUAACCUGCUGAACACGAUGAUGGAGCUGAGAAAGUGCUGUAACCACCCCUACCUCAUCAACGGUGCUGAGGAGAAAAUUAUGGAGGAGUUUAGGGAGAGUCACCCCGCUGAGCACCCAGAGUUCCACCUCCAGGCCAUGAUCCAGGCCGCAGGGAAACUGGUGCUGAUCGACAAGCUGCUGCCCAAACUGAAGGCUGGGGGUCACCGCGUGCUCAUCUUCUCCCAGAUGGUGCGCUGUCUGGAUAUCCUGGAGGACUACCUCAUCCAGAGACGGUACCCGUAUGAGCGCAUAGACGGGAGAGUGAGGGGAAACCUGCGACAGGCAGCUAUAGACCGCUUCUCCCGCCCGGACUCGGACCGGUUUGUGUUCCUGCUGUGUACCAGGGCUGGAGGCCUUGGCAUUAACCUGACUGCUGCAGAUACCUGCAUCAUAUUCGACUCUGACUGGAACCCUCAGAACGACCUGCAGGCUCAAGCACGAUGCCACAGGAUCGGACAGAGCAAAGCCGUGAAAAUCUAUCGCCUCAUCACCCGGAACUCCUACGAAAGAGAGAUGUUCGACAAGGCCAGUCUGAAAUUGGGCUUGGACAAGGCUGUGCUUCAGUCGAUGAGUGGGAGAGAGAAUGCUGCCAACGGGGUUCAGCAGCUCUCUAAGAAAGAGAUUGAGGACCUCUUGCGCAAAGGAGCGUAUGGAGCCAUCAUGGAUGAGGAGGAUGAGGGAUCAAAAUUCUGCGAGGAAGACAUUGACCAGAUUUUGCAAAGACGCACACAGACCAUUACCAUUGAAUCAGAGGGCAAGGGCUCCACUUUCGCUAAGGCGAGCUUUGUGUCCUCCGGAAACAGAUCGGACAUUUCUCUGGAAGACCCUGACUUCUGGCAGAAAUGGGCAAAGAAAGCAGAACUGGACCUGGACGUGAUCAACGGAAGGAAUAACCUGGUGAUUGACACGCCUCGGGUCAGGAAACAGACGCGCCACUACAGCUCAAUGAAGGAGGAUGAGAUGAUGGAGUACUCGGAACUGGAAAGCGACUCUGAGGACAAACCAGUCCAGAAACCUCGUAGGCCCCUGGACAGAACCCAGGGGUACCCCCGCAGCGAGUGCUUCAGAGUGGAGAAGAACCUGCUGGUCUACGGCUGGGGCCGAUGGGGCGACAUCCUGUCCCACGGGCGCUUCAAACGGCCGCUGCGUGAGCGAGACGUGGAGACCAUCUGCCGUGCCCUCCUGGCCUACUGCCUACUUCACUACCGCGGAGACGAAAACAUCAAGAGCUUCAUCUGGGACCUCAUCACCCCCACCGAGGAUGGCCAGAGUCGCACUCUCACCAACCACUCCGGGCUGUCUGCUCCAGUGCCCAGGGGCCGUAAGGGGAAGAAGGGAAAGCUGCAGGCUGCUCAGCCCCACAUGCCUCAGGCUGACUGGCUGGCUGACUGCAACCCUGACAUCCUCCUGCAAGAGGACAGUUACAAAAGACACCUCAAACACCACUGCAACAAAGUUCUGCUGCGGGUCCGCAUGCUGUACUAUCUGCGACAGGAAGUCAUCGGAGACCAGGCAGAAAGAAUCCUGGAAGGAACAGAUUCCAGUGAGCUGGAUAUUUGGAUUCCACAGCCUUUCCACGCCGAAGUCCCCGCUGACUGGUGGAACCUCGAGGCGGACAAGUCUCUUCUUAUUGGCGUCUUCAAGCACGGCUAUGAGAAGUACAACUCGAUGCGUGCCGACCCCACCCUGUGCUUCCUGGAGCGAGUGGGUAUGCCCGAUGCCAAGGCCAUCGCUGCCGAGCAGAGGGGAGCGGACGUGAUGGCAGAUGGUGGCGAGGGGGAGGAUGAAGACCCCGAGUACAAGCCACUCAGAAUGCCUUUCAAAGACGAGCUGGAUGAUUUCACUAAUUCCCCACUUGAUGAUAAAGAGGAAUCCAUGGAUGUUGAAAGUGGAGAAGCCCCUAAACUUGGCGAAAACGGUAAAGGAGGAAAUCUGUACUGGCCGCCAGCAUCAGCCCUGACCGCCCGGCUCCGUCGGCUCAUCACGGCCUAUCAGCGCACUCACAAGAGAGAGCAGCUGAGACAGGAGGCCAUGAACAAGCCCGACCGUCGCCGCCGCCGUCACCGCGAUGACAUCCUCUCUAUGGUGACAGACGGAGCAGCCUAUGGGCAGGAAGGACCGGCUUUUCUCGCGGAAGCCGGACCUUUCAUGCCCAAGCCCACGACCUUCAUCCCCGAAGGGGCUGCCCUCAUGGCCGACGCAGGGGCCUUCUUCAGAGAGAGACGACAGAGAUGGACUAGGAGAGAGGAGGCUGACUUCUACCGUGUGGUGUCCACAUUUGGCGUGGUUUAUGACGUUAGCAGACAGCGUUUCGACUGGACACAGUUCCGUGCUUUUGCUAGGCUAGACAAGAAGACAGAUGAAAGUCUAGAAAAAUACUACUUUUCCUUUGUGGCCAUGUGCAAACGGGUCUGCCGAAUGCAAGCAAAGGCAGAUACAGAGCUGGCAGACCCCACCCUGAUUAUUGACCCCAUCACAGAGGAGCGGGCCUCCAGGACUCUGUACCGCAUAGAGCUGCUGCGCCGGAUUAGGGAGCAAGUUUUGCCUCACCCACAGUUAGAGGAGCGUCUGCGGCUGUGCCAGCCCAGCCCUGACCUGCCUGCCUGGUGGGAACCAGGCCGUCAUGACCACGACCUCCUGAAGGGCGCUGCCAAGCACGGCGUCAGCCGCACCGACUACCACAUCCUCAACGAUCCCGAACUGAGUUUCCUCGAGUCCCACAAGAAGUUCUCACAGGGCAAAGGAGCUGAACCCACCCUGGCUUCAGAGCCUGUUCUCCCUGUCUCCCUCGUCAAAGAGGAGCAGGAGCUGAAGGAGGAGCAGGCAGGCUCCUCAGACAUCAAAGAGGAAAAUAAUGAUGCCAGCAAGGACGAAAUUAAAGAGGAGGAGAAGCCAAGUGUUAUCUCUCCUGAGGAGGAGGUGAAGAAAGAGGAGGCGGCAGAGGUGCAGGAAGAAGAGCCCACAAAGGAGUCUAAAGAGGAGACGACAGAGGAAGUUAAAGAGGAAAUGGCAGUUGAGAAGACUGAGGAAGACCAGAGCUCUCCUGAAAAGGUUGAAGAGACCAAGCCCGACGAGGAGAAGCCUGCUGAUCAGGAGACCUCUGACACACCCACUACAUGUGAAGGCAAAGAAACUCAGGCAGAAGAGAAAGAGCCCGUUACAACUUCAGAGUCCAAAGCCCAGCCUGAGAGGGCCUCAGAGGAAGAGGAAGAGGAGAAAAUGGAUGAAGAUGACAAGUCUGAGAAAUCCUCACAGGCUGAAGCUGGUGCUGCUUCUGAACGGAAGAACUUUGAUGAGGAGAGCAACGCUUCCCUAAGCACAGCCCGAGACGAGACACGAGACGACUUCGGAGUCGAUGACGUGGAACCAUCCGCUUCUCAAGUGUUCCCUGAAAGACCCUUCUUCUUCUGGCCAAAAGACAGGGUGAUGAUCAAUCGCAUGGACAACAUCUGUGAGGCGGUCAUCAAGGGCAAGUGGCCUUCCAACAGGAGGCAGUUCUUUGACUUCCCAGGCCUGUUGCCUAGCUACAGCUCCAUGGCAACGGAGAGCCCCCUGCAGAGGAGGAGUCUGGGUGAUCUGUCCAUGGUGGGUCAGACCAGUUAUAGUGGCAGCGAGGACCUCACCAUGUCACCACAAGUCAAUAAGGAGGAGGCGCUGAGUCUGUCUGUGCCACGACAGCGCAGGCGUAGGAGGAGAAAAGUGGAGAUCGAGGCAGAGAGGGCAGCCAAGCGUAGGAACCUGAUGGAAAUGGUGGCACAGCUGCGCGAAUCCCACGCCUCUGAGGGCCAGGCUCAGGCCAUGGACUUGACCAAGGCCUUGCACGGCCUGUCCUCCUCCUCCUCCUCCUCCUCCUUCCCUCCAUCCAUGGCCACCAACGCCACCCUCAAGGCCCAGAUGGAGCUGCUGCAGGCAGGGGCCUCCGUCAGGCCUCGGGCCAACGGCUCCCUCCUGGAGGCCGAGCUGCCCACUCGUAGGAGGAGAGGGCGCCGGAAAAAUGUGGAAGGCCUGGAACUGCUCUUCAUGGGCAACAAGAGAGGAUCAAUCAGUGCUGAGGAUUCAGAUGGGACCAAAGCUUUUGCUGAUGCAGCUCACAUGCCAGGCCGGGCACACAGACACAUUCCAUCUCCAGCCCAGAAAGGCCCUGGGGCUGGACACUCUGCUUCUGGCCUGGAGGAAGGCAGCCAUCUUAAAGGAGAGGAUGGUCCCAGCACUAAGGACCUGAGAGAGUGGCUCAGACAGCAUCCCACCUACACUAUGGACAUGCCAGGAUACGUACCAAAGAAUGAGGACCUGCUCCUCUCACAGUUCCCCAAACCCAAACAGAAGAGACAUCGUUGUCGCAACCCCAACAAAAUCGACAUUAACACACUGACUGGAGAGGAGAGGGUGCCUGUGGUCAACAGAAGGAACGGGCGAAAGAUGGGCGGAGCCAUGGCCCCUCCAAUGAAAGAUUUGCCUCGAUGGCUAGUGGAAAAUCCAGAAUUUGCCAUUGCACCAGAUUGGACUGAUAUUGUUAAGCAAUCAGGUUUUCUCCCAGAGUCCAUGUUCGAUCGUCUGCUGACAGGGCCUGUGAUCAGAGAACAAGGUGUCCGCCGCAGAGGCCGACGGCCCAAAUCCGAGAUCGCCAAGGCGACAGCUGCAGCGCAGGCCGCGGCCGCGGCAGCAGCCGCGGCUUCCACCUCCGGAGUGAACCCCUUGCUGAUGAACGGGCUGUUUGGAGGCAUGGACCUGACCAGCUUGCAGGGUUUGCAGAGCCUCCAGAGUCUCCAGCUGGCUGCUGGACUCAUGGGUUUCCCCCCGGCCCUGGGCGGAGGGGCCGAUGCCAAGCACGCCUCGGCCAUGCUGCCACUCAUGCUGCCUGGCAUGGCCGGCCUGCCCAACAUGUUCGGGCUGGGCGGUCUGUUCGGCGGCAAUUUGGCAACCGCCGCGGCCUCCACUUCAAACGGCUCCUCCUCCACCGCGGAGCAGACGGAGUCCGAGGAAAAAUCCAAGGCUAAGAAAGACGAGGAGACCAAGGAAGAAGGAGAAGAGAAGGAGGAGAAAGAGAAGGAAGCGGAAAAGGCCACGGAGACGGAGUCAACCGAGGCCAACGGAGAAGCUGCCCUCAGCGCUGCCGCGGCCGCAGCCGCCGCCGCCGCUGCCGCCACCGCCGGCAUGUCCACCAACCCUCUGGCCUUCAACCCUUUCCUCUUGUCUACCAUGGCCCCUGGCCUCUUCUACCCAUCCAUGUUCCUGCCCCCAGGCCUCGGUGGCCUGGGUCUCCCAGGCUUCCCCUCGGCCACUCUUGCCGACCUCCAGAGCGCUGUAUCCGGAGCCCUGGGCGCCACGAGUGAAGACAAAGAGUCCAAUAAGGACCCUCAUCCAGACCAGGACCAGACCGCUUCCACGGGGGACGCCGAUACGGCGGACAACACAAUUGAAGACAGUGACUCAGAGGAAAGCCAGAACAAGAUGGCCGAGUCGUCGGCCCUGGACGAGGACCUGGUCGGGCCGGCCGAGGAACUGGACUCCCUGGAAGGAGGAGAGGAUGAGGAUGAUGACGAAGAUGAGCCUGCCGAUGAGGAUGAGGACAAGAGUGACUAA